Molecule: messenger RNA, 2037 nt
Organism: Alternaria alternata
Lineage: Eukaryota; Fungi; Ascomycota; Dothideomycetes; Pleosporales; Pleosporaceae
Exons: 3
Coding region: 1-2037 (678 amino acids)
Biological process (GO): positive regulation of transcription by RNA polymerase II; DNA-templated transcription
Molecular function (GO): sequence-specific DNA binding; zinc ion binding; DNA-binding transcription factor activity, RNA polymerase II-specific
Source: RefSeq, a predicted model, not a curated record
AUGAAUGUUGAAGAGCCCGCUCCGGUUCUCCAGCCUCAGCCCAGUGCAUCGCGCCGCGAAUCCCGAGAAGACUGUUUUUCUGAAGAUCUCGAGGGUGAGGAUCGGACCUCACUCGUUGACGGCGUUGCCUAUCUGUCUUUAUGCGCAUCUGGAACCACAGAUACAACCUCAGAACCUUACUAUGUUGGCUCUAGUUCCGGUGCCACCAUUGCUCGCAUCAUCCAGUCCUCCAUCUUCCGAAGUUCUGGCAAGAGAGCAGUUACUCAACCCGUGUCUCAAACAUGCCAGGCUACGGGAACUUCGAGACCACCUGCCCCUCCUGAAUCUACUCAUUCCGAAGAGACCGGCGCCGACUUUCCGGAUCGACAGCAGGCGCGUAUGUUGUUUGAUGUCUUCUUCGAACGCAUACAUACGCGCUGGCCGUUGCUAGAUCGCGUGGUUUAUACAAGACUUUUCGAAAAGCAAUUUGUUCGAGGCGCCCUGACUAUCAUUGAACGCAGCAUGUUCCAUUUAAUAUAUGCCAUAACUGCUCGCUUCCUGUCUCUAACGCGAAAGCCUUGUGGUAUAGAUUCAGAGCAUCAUCUUGUUGCAGCUACCGAGCCUAUGGACUAUAUUUUAGACCAGCACAACCUUGCGACGGUACAAUUCCUUAUCUUGCUCGGAGUACACGGCCAGAGGUCACCUUAUGGUGCAGGCGCCUGGUCUCAGAUCCGAUUCGCAACAUCCGUGUGCAUCGAGAUGGGCUUGCACAGGAAGAAGACGGUGAUGGACUCCCCUGCGCACGCAAGAGAUGCAGAAAUUCGGCGGCGUAAUUUCUGGGCGUGUUACUGCCUUGAUAGGGUGACUAGUAUUGUGCUUGGCAGGGCUUUUGCUAUCGCUGAUCGAGACAUUAACGUCGAGCUUCCUAGUACCAGUCCUGAGUUCUAUACUUUGACACAUUCAGAAGUUCCAGACUCGGAUAAAGCCCAGUGGUCAAAUAUCGAGCCUUUCAUACACAUCAUCAAACUUGAUCAGAUCCAGUCACGCAUUCAUAAAGCAGUAUUUCGCGUUGAUAGAGAUGUCUUCAAUGGGACACCGGAACAGCGGGCUAAACUUGACCGAAAGAUGGCUGCCAUUCGGAGCGAUCUGGACGAAUGGCUGCGAACCUAUCCGCAGACACCGAAGAAGGAAAACAAGAUCACUUGGAUGUACGAUCCGGAAAGCGCAUAUCUUGACGCACGAGACUUUUAUGGUGUUCAGUACCACAAAGCAAUGCUGUUCCUUUUCACCGUCUUUCUUCCUACACUCGACACAUCAGACAUGCGCUUCAUCACAUGUGCGCGCUCAGCGGCUUGUGUUUGUAACGCAUACAAGCGAUUGAGUCAGAACCGAACACUGACCUACACUAUGAUCUCUCUCCAUUCGUGCUUCGUAGCUGGUUUGACACUGGUGUACUGCAUUUGGCGGGAUCGAUCUCUCUUUUCCUACGAUGUUCUAGAGGCAACACGGGCCUGCUCACAGAUCUUGACCAUCUUCGGCGAGAAAUGGCCCGGCGCCGUCAAAUAUCGCGACAUCUUCGAUGCAUUAUCCGGCAGCUUGUUCAAGACGAUUGUCAACUCGACGCCUACCACGACGAUGCACGGUAACGGUUCGAGACCGCUGCAGCUUGAUAUGGAUGCAGAGCCUGGUAUAACGCCGCGGAGUCGACGAGAGAGUCGCGAACAAGCGUCACACCUUCCAACGUAUAGCAACAAACCUACCAUGUCGCACAUGGUCACGGACGCUGUGAAAGAGGCUUUUAUGGAGGUUGAUGAAGAGGCACCCGGCGGAUGGCAAGGGUGGCGUAUGUUCAACGAGAUGGUAAGCGAUGAUACGACCUCUGCAGCAAGUGCAGCAAUGCGAUUCGAUGGUGUGAGUCAAAAUCAGACUGAGAUGAGCUGGGAUGCUUACGAUGGUUCCGGAUUUUAUGGCGUGGAUCCAAUCCAAGACGCAGCAAUGCAGAUGGACACCCGCGGUAUGGUGGAUGGUAGUCAAUGGAACUUCGGAGAGUAUAGAUAG